Micropterus dolomieu (smallmouth bass) is the source of this 1107-nucleotide messenger RNA. Its product is annotated as gap junction delta-2 protein-like. The coding region runs from base 1 to 1107 and encodes 368 amino acids. The transcript is spliced from 2 exons. Gene Ontology annotation, cellular component: connexin complex. The record is from RefSeq and is a predicted model, not a curated record. Gene Ontology annotation, biological process: cell communication. Lineage: Eukaryota; Metazoa; Chordata; Actinopteri; Centrarchiformes; Centrarchidae.
AUGACGGAGUGGACCCUGCUCAAACGUCUCCUGGAUGCUGUUCACCAGCACUCCACCAUGAUCGGUCGCCUGUGGCUCACCGUAAUGGUUAUCUUCCGGCUGCUCAUAGUCGCCGUGGCAACUGAGGAUGUGUAUACCGAUGAGCAGGAGAUGUUCGUGUGCAACACGCUGCAGCCGGGGUGUUCCACAGUUUGCUACGACGCGUUUGCGCCCAUUUCGCAACCUCGCUUCUGGGUCUUCCACAUCAUCAGCGUCUCCACGCCGUCCCUCUGCUUCAUCAUCUACACGUGGCACAACCUGUCCAAGAUGCCUCACAACACCACCCGGAGGCAGGGGCAAGAACCCGUGGCCAUCCCAGGGCAGGCAGGCCCAGAUGUAGGGCAAGGCGAUGGACGGGAGGUGUAUGAUCGGAGCUGCGACUCAGACAGCUGCUCCAUCCGCUCUCAUAAGCAUCUAGGUCACAGCCUGGCAGAUGUGCUGGAGGGCAUCACUGCCCAGGGGGCUGCAGAGGGUCAUGUGGUCUCUGGUGGGGUUCUGUCUAAAUGUUACAUCUUACAUGUGUGUUUACGGGCUGUUUUGGAGGUGGGCUUUGUCCUGGCUCAGUGGAAGCUGUUUGGCUUCCAGGUUCCUGUUCAUUUCCUUUGUACUUCGGCCCCUUGCAGCCAGCCGGUGGACUGUUAUGUCUCUAGGCCCACGGAGAAGACGAUCUUCCUGCUCUUCAUGUUUUGCGUCGGUGUUUUCUGUAUCCUGCUCAACCUUCUGGAGCUCAACCACCUGGGCUGGAAGAAGAUCCGGCAGGCUGUGAGGCUGAGGGAGAGGGCGUCCUGGGGAGGUUGUCCAGGUAUGAGGGAGGGGUAUAAAACCUUCCCUCCAGACAGCCCCUCUCUCACAUCCUUUUUAGGCUUCAGGGACGUGACCAGUACCUCCUCCCUGCCCACUUUGGACUUGGUGGUGGGUCACCAGCCUGACUGGACCUGUGCUGUGAACAGAGAGACUGUACCGGAGAUACCAGAGAGACAUAACUCCCAUAAAGGAGAGAGGCAGCCUCUGAAGAGUAAGAGGGGGAUCAGAGGGUCCAAGCAGAAGAGUGCCGAGGUCUGGAUAUAA